This is a messenger RNA of Gaeumannomyces tritici R3-111a-1, 4377 nucleotides long. RefSeq lists its product as hypothetical. Lineage: Eukaryota; Fungi; Ascomycota; Sordariomycetes; Magnaporthales; Magnaporthaceae. The coding region runs from base 58 to 4095 and encodes 1345 amino acids. The transcript has 6 exons. The record is from RefSeq and is a predicted model, not a curated record.
GUGUUAGACCCAAAACAUCGUCCCGUAAGCUGCCAACCGUCGCCCGGCUCGAUCACCAUGGCGCCCUCGCCGAACGGCAGCAUUAACAUCGACGAUCUCUGGCAGCAAGCGUUGGACGAGUAUCGAGCCCUGACCAAGGUCAGAGCCGAAGACCAGAAGCCCCCGUCGGACCGCAUCCUGGUUUUCUGGGGGAGGAAGAAGCCCGAUGACGACCCGCCGACUGAGCAGCAGCAGCAGCCGCCGCAGCCGGAGACUGACAGUGCCGAGUUCCUGACAAACCACUGCAUCGACUUUGGCACCUCCCGGGAUGGUGGCGGGAAGAGGGACAGAGCCCGCCACAUGCUCGCCAAGAUUGCAGAGCCCCUAAGAAGUUUGGCCCCCGGCGCCGGCCAUGCGGCCAGCGUGACAUUCCCGGCCGCCCCAGUUCUUGCUGUUAAGCUCAUUCCGUCUGAGGAAGGGUACCGGGAGCAUGUGACGCACGUCUUUUGCGCCAUCCUGAAGUUCUGCGGCAAGACGCAGCAGUUCAUCGUCAAGCCCCCCGGGCAGGACAAGGCACAUUCCGACAAGCCCAAGCUCAGCCGCUUCAAGCCCUUCUUCACACGCAUGUUCCACGGCGGGGACGACGACGACCUCAAGGCCGUCUACGACGAGGCGAUGCGGUGUCUCUUCGGGCUCGACUCGGCGACCAUCAUGAUGACGCUGGCGUCGGUGCUAGGCCUUGACGCCAAGGUCGACGAGAGCAACAAGCACAUCGAAAGGCGCUGGGCUACAUAUCCAUCAGCAAGCGGCUCCAAGAUGGGCAAUCUGCCCCACGUCGCCGGCGGCCAGCCCGGGGCCGACCGCACUUCGCACACGGUCGACCUCGUCAACUGCGUGCUGGCCACGGGCGCCGAGCACCACAUCCGGCAGCGGCUGCUGGGGUUGAAGCGGGACUUUGUCGCGGGCACGUGCGAGUGGGUGGAGGAGGACGCGGGCUACCAGACCGUGAUGCAGCUGCCGCCUGGAGCAGAGGGGGAGGCGGCGGCGGCAGGGUCCGUUGGGCUGCACAUUGGCGGCGAGUCGGGCAUGGGCAAGAGCGUCCUCUCAUCCUACCUCUACGACUCGCUGCUGAGGCGGUUUAAGGACGACGCGACGACUUCGGUGGCGUACUUUGCCUUUGACGAGGAGGUUCCGGCCCUGCACUCGGUGAUGAACAUGGCCUACUACUGCGCCGUGCAGGUCGCCAACCAGGAGAGUGCGUACGCUGACAAGAUCGCCAGGCUUAUCCGCCGUGACCAGGAACACAAGGGUCUGGAGGACCAGUAUUGGGACGAGCUCUUCCUGAAGCCGUUCCGCAGCCAAGAGCGGAAGCUGGUUAUGGUCUUGGAUGGCAUCGACCAACUCCCGGAGGACGAACGAGAGCGGCUGGCCGGGUACAUCAAGGACACAAGGUCGGGCGGCGCGGCUUCGUUAAUGCCCGUGCGCUUCAUCCUGACGGGGACACCGCUCCUUGUGGACGACGGCCUUGGGCUGGAACAGAUCGACCUCUCGAUGAGGGCGACGAAGGACAGCCUGAGGAAGUUUAUUCAGGCGCGCGUGGCAAAGCUGCCCAGACUCGCGGCGCAUCGCGAGGGCUUGAGGAAAAUGGUCGAGGACGCAGUGGCGGCGAAGACGAAUAGCUUCUUCUACGCCCAGAAUGCACUCCAGCGACUCGACUGCAUUGACAGCACUUCGGUGGUCUCGAGGGCACUCAUGAGUCUGCUAGAGCACACGAUGUAUCUGUGCGGCGUACUGUUGAAGGACUUUCUUGCAUACCUGUCCGAGGACACGAAGCGGGGAAUCACUAGACUGCUCGUCUGGCUAGCCCACUCCAAAACGCGGCUGAGCCUCGGGGCUGCGGCUCGGUUUCUGCGCCUGAAUUCGGUCGACGACGCAAACAAGACUAUCCAAGAGGCGGCCGGGAGGGGAGUUUCGAGCGUGCUCUCCGUCGCCGACCGGGACGACGGGGACAUGUCUGCGGAAUCCGAUGUCGACAAGGGCCUUGUUGGGUUUCGGGACUGGUCUUUUAGCAAAUACGUCGUCGAGCUGCCCGUUGCGGACCUGCGCGAGGAGCAUGCUCGGUCCGCAUUACACGGCGUGCGUUGGGUUCUCGCCAACGAAAAUGGGGCUGUGGGGAAGCUGGAAGAUGUUGUCGAUGCCUUCAACGACGACGAGAUCUUCUGCAUCCUGGGAGACCAUGUGGCAGCGCUGAACAUACUGCGCCUUCUCACGGAGCACCCCAAAGCUCCGGCAGUUGAUAACGACCAUGGCAUGGACUUUUCAGCCCGCUACUCCAAAACACUCGAGCAAAUUGCCAGGCAGCGCAUCAGCAACUGGCAGGAGGCUGCCGGCACUGAGUCGGCCUUCGUUUCGUUCCGGCUCGCCCUUCGAGCGUUGUAUGAUGCCGGUAUCCUCCGCCCACCCGCCGCCCAAACUGAGAUUUCCAUAAAGGAGAUUACAGAAGUGGCCGAGGUUUGGAGGUGGGACCAAACCGCACGGUACCACAAGCAAGUCUCGCUGGUCUUGUUUUUUAUCCUCAGACCCGAGGAAGCGCUCGCGCAUGCUGAGAAAGGCCUCGAAAAAGCGGAAGCCGACGGAACAGUAGUGGCCUCCCGAGAAAAGCUGGACCUGCAGCUAAGAGUGGUGUGGACGAGGUUCGAUAUGUGGGAAGAUGAAUAUGAGCCGACCGAGAAGUCCUUCGACGCGCUGGCCGAGACCCAGGCUGCGGUGGAGGACGCGCGCAAGAUUCACGGCCUAGUCCAAGAAGUCCUUGACACUGCAAGUCGGCCCGAACUUUCCUCUCGGCUUGAGUCGGACGACGAGCUUCGCUCCGAUAUCAACGAGUGCUACCAGACGAAAUCGAGGCUCGAAGUACUUCUCGAUGACCACCGGGAGAACGCCGUGGACACGAUUCUCGAGUCGAUGGAAUUUAACACUCCGGCAGUCACUGUCGACUACUUUGAUGGGAUCAUCGAGGGUCUUGCCGAACACCAGAUGUGGGGGGAUAUUCUUCGCCUACUGGAGGGGAUUAAAGAUGAGCGUCCUAUGAGCGAGGAAAGAUGGAAUCUGACGCACGAGAACAUCCUCACCGCGGCCAGGGCAUAUAAUGCGGAGGGCCGGAGCGUGGUAAGAGACUUCUACAUGGCCUCGAUUCCGGGCCACUUGGACGCCUCGGACACGGCAUCCCUCGGGGCGUCGCUCCCGCUGGCCAGGUUCUACCAGCUCGUCACGCACGGGCCGGCCCUCGCCAAGCAGCGGGCCCGCCAGGUCCUCAACGUCAAUCAUGGCGGUCUGCGGUGGUUCAACAGGGCCACCGACCUCGAGAGCAUCUUCAACGACUGCCUCGAUACGCUGGGCGACGACGAGUCGCAAAACGACCCGUACAGCCUCAGGAUGUUCGCCAAGACGCUGAUGCUCGUCCCCGGCAUGGACGAGACGCUGGCGCAGGUGGCGCUGUCUUGCCAGUUUUCGACCCUGAACCCGGAGAGGUAUAGAGAAGAGAUGAAGAGGGACCGCGGCGCCGGCGAGGAGACGGCCGGCAGGGAGGGCACCAACGAAGAGAACUCUGACGAAGAGGAUGCCGACGAUAAGAACACCAAAGAAGAGAACACCAACGACGAGAACGGUGACAAAGAGAACACUGACCAAGAGAGCACCGACGGUGAGGCCACCGACGAGGAGACCGCCGGCAGCGAUGACAGCGACACGACUCGGCCUACUUCUCCAUAUCAUGCCAAGUCUGCGGCAUCAGAACCUCCACCUACGCGCCCUCCAAUCCCAAAGCCACCUACCUCUGCUACCAACCACUGCGCCGACAGCGACCUCUGUGCAGAAUGCUACGAGCUCCAUCAGCACACCACCGCGCCGCGCGACGAGGACAGCGAGCCGGGCCAUCUCGACAUGUGCCCGGGCUGGCACAGGCAUAUCCGGGCGCCGGUCGAGGGCUGGGGCGGCUUGGAGGACGGCAUGAUUCGGUAUGGCGAGCAGGAGCCGGUGAAGCUGGCCGAGUGGCUGGAGAUGGUCAAGGGGAGUGGGAGAGGUGUUGGGCUGAGUAUUGGCGGGGUGAUGAGGAGAUGAGGGAGAAAAGGGGGCGCUGGAUGAGACCAUUGGUUCGCCAGCGCAUGAAUCCAACUGUGUUCGGCCAUGUUGUCGGCAGGAUUGGCGGGCUUUAAAGCCAGCGCCAUCUGGGCUGCCGAGCGUCAGCCGUCUGUGGAUUGUGUCGCGUGGGCUCGCGUGCCAGCUGCGCGCCAGAAUCAGGUCAGCGCCAACAUACGGGCAAACAAAGUAAUAAACCAAUGCAUAUGCUUUCCAAAAGAUACUUUCGCAUUAUUCCUUUUCUGCUUCUAUCACACCCCUCCU